Cryptococcus deneoformans JEC21 is the source of this 1244-nucleotide messenger RNA. Its product is annotated as mitochondrion protein, putative. Gene Ontology annotation, cellular component: mitochondrion. NCBI's taxonomy places the organism in Eukaryota, Fungi, Basidiomycota, Tremellomycetes, Tremellales, Cryptococcaceae. The transcript has 3 exons. The coding region runs from base 191 to 1114 and encodes 307 amino acids. Gene Ontology annotation, biological process: mitochondrial tRNA threonylcarbamoyladenosine modification. The record is from RefSeq and is a predicted model, not a curated record.
CCUCUCCCUCUCCACCCUCUCCCAGCACGCCCUCAACAGCAUCUACGGCGGCAUCCACCCCCUCCACGCCCAGGUAUCCCACUCCACCAACAUCCCCCGCGCCCUCGCCCGCUGCCUCCAGCACGCAAAGCACGAGCAUGGCGUCGGCUGGGACGACAUUGACGCCGUCGCGUACACCAGGGGGCCCGGCAUGCCCGGCUGUCUGAGUGUCGGCCAGGGCACAGCGCGGGCCCUCGCAGCAGCGCUGGGAAAGAGGCUCGUCGGCGUACAUCACAUGCAAGCCCACGCGCUCACACCCCUCCUCACCUCGGCCGCCGCCCCCGAAUUCCCAUUCCUCAUCCUCCUCCUCUCCGGCGGACAUACCCAACUCGUCCUGGCCAAAGGCCUGUUCAAAUUCAAAAUCUUGCUCGAUACACUCGACUCCAAAAUCGGCGACGUCUUUGAAAAAUCCGCCCGUCUCCUCGCCCUCCCCUCCGGCCCCAAAGCCCCCGGCGCAAUCCUCGAGCACUACGCCUCCCUCCCCGCCCUCCCGCCCUACGACACCCACCCGCUCCCUGCCUCCCAGCUCAUCCCCAUCCCACUCACCACCCUCCAUGCCAAAAACACCCUCGCCUGGUCCUUUGCCGGCAUGCUAGCCGCCCUCCAACGAGCCGUCCACGACCGCCGCCAGCGCCAGCCCGCAUGGGACGAACCCGACAGGCGCGCAUUCGCAAACCUCGUCCAGACCGCACUCACCACCCACCUCCUCACCAAACUCGCCCAGCGCAUCGCCCUCCUGCCGCCCGACACGCGAGCACAGCUCGGCGGCAUCGUCGUCUCCGGCGGCGUCGCCUCCAACGCCUACAUCCGCUCCCAACUCGACCGCCUUGUGAAAACCGAAAACGGGUUGUUUCCCCCCGCGGGGAGAAACCUCUACUACCCGCCGCUCCAUCUAUGCACAGACAACGCCGCGAUGAUCGCGCACACUGCGCUUAUCAGGCUCCAGACCGGGCUGAGAUCAGAUCCCGAUGAUCUGAAACUGAGAGCAAAGUGGUCCCUGGAGGAUAUGUAUGAUGAUGUCCCGGAGGAAGCCUACAUGGUCAAGGGCGCGAAAGAGGUUGGCAUGGGGUUGUAGAAUCGUUGGCUGUAGAAAUCGUUGGCUGUAGAAUCGUUGGCUGUAGAAAUCGUUGGGCUGUAGGGCAAUAUGUACAAUGUCGUUGCAUUUCAUAAUCACUUUCGCACCAGUCGUUAUAGCAAAUAAUGAA